UACGAAAAGAAAUGUCAUAGUUCGUAGUAGAUGGUAUGGGAACCAUGCGCGAAUAAAAAUUAUUUCAAUAGUAAAUUUUGAAUUUUUAGAAGAAAAACCUUCAUGUUUUGUCGGCCUUGUGCUAUCAAAUUCCUUUGGUGUUAUUUCUUUCUCGGAACUAAUUGAUCAAUUAAACGUAAUAAUUUAUUUGUAUGAAAAUUUGAUUGAUACGAAAUCUCAGGCACACGAAAACUCUACAAUGUCGAAAAUACAGUCAAUAAUUGUUUACAUUGUGCUUCUUGCUGCUCUACCUAUAGCCGUGUUUGCUAUAGACCUUAGUCGGUUAUAUGGCCAUGUACAGUCAGUUUCCAAGAGGAGUGAGGCUUGCCAUCCGUACGAACCAUUCAAAUGUCCUGGAGACGGUAAUUGCAUCUCCAUUCAAUAUCUAUGUGAUGGUGCUCCCGACUGUUCAGAUGGUUAUGAUGAAGAUAUGCGACUCUGCACCGCAGCAAAACGACCGCCUGUGGAAGAAACAGCCUCUUUUUUACAAAGCUUGCUAGCAUCUCAUGGACCCAACUAUUUAGAAAAAUUAUUUGGCAGCAAAGCACGAGAUGCAUUGUCUCCAUUGGGUGGCGUUGAGAAGGUUGCCAUAACUUUAAGUGAAUCACAAACCAUUGAGGACUUCGGAGCAGCAUUGCACUUGAUGAGAUCAGAUUUGGAACAUUUGCGAUCUGUUUUCAUGGCUGUUGAAAAUGGUGAUCUUGGUAUGCUUAAGUCCAUUGGUAUCAAGGACUCAGAACUAGGAGAUGUUAAGUUUUUUCUUGAGAAACUAGUUAACACAGGAUUUCUUGAUUGAGUAGCGCUAGAUCAGUAUCCAUCGUUUUAUUAUUCUGUUCCAAUUCAACCCCAAUUUUACUCUUAUUUAGGAUCAUACAUGGAUGGAUAUAACUUUUAAGAACAAACGUUAGUUGUCCUCGGAGAUAUUUUUCUAUCGUUACAGAAAUAAAAAUGACAUACAAUUAGAAAGAUCGAUCAACAGGAAGAAAAGUGAGCAUACUGUUCCCGAACCAAACGAGUAAAAUUUACGAAAACGACCUUUGUAUUAAUAUAUUUGAAAAACUAAUUCGUAAUGCCGAUAACGUGGUUACGAGAAAUGGACUGACACAUGUGUAAUAAUAAGAACCACGAUUUUGCCAUUACACAGAUUAACUUACUAAAUUAUUCACUAUACAACAAAACAAAUUGUAGCUUUGCUUGAUGUGAUUUCAACCCGAAAUAAUAAGUACACUUGAACCUCCAUUCACGAAGUAUUAUUCAAUAAGUUUUCCAUUCAUUCGACUGAUACUAAUAAAGUUCAAAUAACGCAAA
Malaya genurostris is the source of this 1347-nucleotide messenger RNA. Its product is annotated as IDLSRF-like peptide. Lineage: Eukaryota; Metazoa; Arthropoda; Insecta; Diptera; Culicidae. The record is from RefSeq and is a predicted model, not a curated record. Bases 239 to 835 code for a protein of 198 amino acids. Gene Ontology annotation, molecular function: protein binding. The transcript is spliced from 4 exons.